GGGAACGCUUGUCUCUGCGUCUUUGUCAACUAAACAGUUACGUCAAACUAGCAAUGGCUGCUGCUACACUCGUUGCAAGGGCUCCGGCGAUUUCUCUGUCUAAAAUGGAAAUAGAUACCUCUACAUUGAACAAUUUAGCGACAGAAGAAGAAGAUGAUGUGGCAACAAGGGAAGCAGGGAUCUUGUCACUGGCUGAGCAGUACAAGAAAGCAGGCCAGGCCCACCAGUUGGCUCAACUCAUCAAGGACACUCGACCUUUUCUCUCCCAGAUAUCGAAGGCUAAAGCUGCCAAGCUGGUGCGGACGAUGGUAGACAUGUUCCUAGACAUGGAAGCUACAACAGGUUUAGAGGUAGAAGUGUGCAGGGACAACAUUGAAUGGUCAAAAAUUGAACGCCGUACCUUCUUGCGUCAGUCAUUGGAGGCGAGAUUGGUGGCUCUCUUUUAUGACACAAAACAGUACACAGAGGCCCUUGCCCUGGGCUCUCAGUUGUUAAAAGAGUUAAAGAAGUUAGAUGACAAAAACUUGUUGGUGGAAGUUCAGCUCUGGGAAAGUAAAACAUAUCAUGCACUGGGUAACUUGCCUAAAGCCCGUGCCGCCUUAACUUCAGCACGCACAACAGCAAAUGCUAUAUAUUGUCCGCCUAAGCUUCAAGCAGCUCUUGAUUUGCAGUCUGGCAUUCUUCAUGCUGCUGAAGAAAAGGAUUUCAAGACAGCUUUUUCAUAUUUCUAUGAAGCAUUUGAAGGAUAUGAUAGUACUGACAGCCCAAAAGCUCUCACUGCUCUAAAGUAUAUGUUACUAUCAAAAAUUAUGCUGAAGUGUCCAGAGGACGUUCACAAUAUUGUAAGUGGGAAGUUGGCACUGCGGCACAGUGGAAGUCACGUUGAUGCAAUGAAGGGUAUUGCUGCUGCCAGUAGUAAGCGCUCUCUAGCCGACUUCAAAACUACCCUUGGUAAGUAUAAGGAGGAAUUAGAAGGUGACAUGAUUGUGAAGGCUCAUUUAAACACCCUAUAUGAUAACAUGCUCGAGCAGAAUUUGUGCAGAAUUAUUGAGCCAUACAGUAAGGUGCAAGUGGCCUAUGUAAGUGAAACCAUAGGUCUACAACAGGACACUGUUGAACGCAAACUGUCUCAGAUGAUCUUAGAUUCUAAAUUGACUGGUAUUCUUGAUCAGGGUGCAGGGGUAUUGAUUGUUUGGGAUCCUGUUACCAAGGACAAAACAUACGAACACGCUCUUGAUACCAUUAAGGCGAUGGAAAAGGUCGUAGACGUCUUGUACCAGAAGGCCAAGAAACUAACGUAAAAAAUAGCAAACUUAGCUCUGCACAGUUUCGCUAUACAGUAUAGGAUUAAGGGCUGGUUAACAAUUCUGGUGUAUGAUCCCAUAUUGUGUCUGUGUAUUGUAAGUAAUUUAUGCUGUACAUUGCAGGAUUGUUACAGCUGUCCAGACCUCCACAACCCUAAGGACAUUUUUUUUUUUUUUUGUGAUGUAAAUCCAGAGGUGUGUUGACUAGUGAUGUUCACUUGUGCUACCUUGUGCCCCACUGCUCUGUAUAUAUAAACUAUCAUAAAGUGGGGAAGUAGCAGGUUGUGGCUUACAUCACAGUGGUAAGGAUAGUUUGUUAAACGUACUGCUCUUUUCUCCAUAAAUACAGUGUAACUUGAGAGUAGAAAUGCUGUUAAGUUAUUUACUACUUUUGUGAAAAGGGCAAUUUUUUGUAUGUUGUUUGAUAAUAAAUAAGGAGCACUAGCAAUACACAAUACUAGUACAGUAUAUUGUAAAUUUAUCUUUUCAAUAAAAUUAUUAUUUUUUCAUUAUUGACUUUACAGAGAAUAUUCAUCAUUGUUAAAAUUCAAUAUUUCCUGUUCAUUUUAACAGAAGAUAAAAUAUUACAAUCACCCAAACCAACUUUGUACAAUGUUAAACAGAUUUAUCUUUGUGCUUGUAAUCCAUUAACAGGCAUGUACUUGUAAGUACAGUAGCAUCAAAAUCUAAAGUGCUGUGUUAACUGUGCCCUUGAGACUAUUACAUACUAACCCAUAAAGCAGAGAUGUAAUUCUUUGCCUUAUGUUGUGCAGUAUCAGUAAUGACCGUGAUAGGGAUAAGGAUAGCAAUUACAUGAGGAUUAUUUUCAAGUCCUUAUUAUAAUCAGCUUACCACCAAGAUUUAACUUUGAGAUAUUUUAUAAAAUAAAAAAAAUGUAUCUUAA
Messenger RNA from Homarus americanus (American lobster), 2208 nucleotides. RefSeq names its product 26S proteasome non-ATPase regulatory subunit 11-like (gene Rpn6). Gene Ontology annotation, molecular function: structural molecule activity. The transcript is spliced from 2 exons. Lineage: Eukaryota; Metazoa; Arthropoda; Malacostraca; Decapoda; Nephropidae. The record is from RefSeq and is a predicted model, not a curated record. Gene Ontology annotation, cellular component: proteasome regulatory particle, lid subcomplex. The coding region runs from base 54 to 1301 and encodes 415 amino acids. Gene Ontology annotation, biological process: ubiquitin-dependent protein catabolic process.